UUUGGAAGGAUGUAUUUGAAUUUGGGAAUCUUAAAUCUGUAUCCCUUCUCUCUUGAAGCUCUCUCGACAGAAAUCCCUCGAAUCUCCAAGCGCAGAGAUGCUCCCUCUUCCACCCCCCCCCAUCCCUUCUCUUGACGAUCCCUCGAAACUCCAACGUGAAGCUGCUCGUCUCUCCCUCGAACCUUCAACGGGAAAGCUGUUUUCCCCUGCAUCCUCGUCGUUCUGUCCAAUCCUUGUGUGCGAUCGUAUGUGUGCAGACUGCGGAGUACCCCCAACUCUUUCACUUCAGGAAAUAUUAUUCAUAGCUGACAAGAGGUCUUCCUUCUUUUGAAUCAGCCUCUCCACUUGCCUUUGCAGUUCUGUUAUGCAUUGAAUCACUCGUCCGACUGUGGCUGGGAGAAGGGGCCGUCCCUGCAUGAUAUCUUGAGAUUUCUUCUCAGUGAUUGAAGAUUGGUCGAUUCAUGGGCCCAGUCUGGGAGACAAGGUGCCAAGGUGCUUACGGUGGCAGGUGUAGAGGAAAGGGUAUGGAGAGGAACUGGACUACCAUGGAAGGCUUGGUUCUUUCCUGUGGGUCACCAACUUGGGGUGCAGAAUGUGUCUGCUUCUUGAGAAGCAACUUUAUUGGUUCUUUGCUCGACUGAAAGAUGAACAAUGGCUGAGAGACUUUACAUUGCCAAGCGACAUCUUUUUCUGCAAUUAGCCCAAGAUUUGACAAACACCAACCCAAUCAAUCAUGCUUGUGAAGUUUCUUGAAUGAAAGGACAAUUCGAGGACAGGCAAGUCAAUGAUACCCACAACUUGAGUAAAAGCUCAUGCCCAUGAAAUUAUUGGGGCUUCUACGGAGUUCUGAUCUGUCUUGAUGACUAGCUUAUUUUAUCUAAAUGCUGAAACUCAUUUAAUUCAAACUGUUUGUGCUAUUGCGGUGAAGGGACAUUGGAAUUGUCUCCUGACACCCAGGAUUGGGUCUAAUAUCACCUCAACAAUCAUGAACCAGGUAUUGCUUCAUCUCUCACUAUUUGAUUAUGGUUCUUCUCUUUCUUGGGCAUUAUUUAAAUGGGUAGAAUCCAUUCCUAACUAUAAGCAUUCUUUGCAAACAUCUUGGACGAUGAUUCACAUUCUCACUAAGCAAAAACACUUCAAAACAGCACAAAACUUGCUGGAAAAGAUUGCAUAUAAGGAUUUUUUAUCGUCUCCGUCAGUUUUGAAUGCUCUUAUGGAUACGCAUGAUGACCCGGAUAGGAAUUCCCAAAUUUUAAGCUGGCUUGUGAUCUUCUAUGUUAACUUAAAGAUGAACCAAGAUGCAAUCCAGGUUUUUGAGCACAUGCGGGUGAAGAGCUUGAAACCCCAUUUGCAUGCUUGCACCGUGCUUUUAAAUUCAUUGGUGAAGGAGAGAUUGACUGAUAUGGUAUGGAAAGUUUAUAGGAAGAUGCUUCGAGUGGGUGUUGUUCCUAACAUCCACAUCUUCAACGUGUUGAUCCAUGCUUGUUGCAAGUCUGGGGAUGUGGAGAAGGCAGAACAAGUUUCGGGUGAUAUGGAGAACAAGUUUAUUGUUCCUGAUCUUUUCACUUACAAUGCAUUAAUUUCAUUGUAUUGCAAGAAGGGUAUGCACUAUGAAGCCUUUUCUGUUCAAGAUAGAAUGGAAAGAGCAGGAGUGCAUUGUGACAUUGUAACUUAUAAUUCCCUUAUUCAUGGGUUCUCUAGAGAAGGUCGAAUGAGAGAAGCUGUAAGGCUAUUUAAGGAAAUCAAAGGCGUUUCUCCCAACCAUGUUACAUACACUACUCUAAUUGAUGGGUAUUGUAGAAUGAAUGACCUUGAAGAAGCAUUAAGAUUGCGUAAGGUAAUGGAGGAUGAAGGGUUGUAUCCUGGAGUUGUUACUUACAAUGCGAUCCUUCGUAAAUUGUGUGAGGAGGGCAGGAUUAGAGAUGCAAAUAAGCUCUUGAAUGAAAUGGGUGAGAGGAAGGUUAAUGCAGAUACUGUCACUUGCAACACAUUGAUAAAUGCUUAUUGCAAGAUAGGCGAUAUGAUAUCUGCAUUGAAAGUAAAAAAUAAAUUAUUGGAAGCUGGGUUGAAGCCAGACCAGUUUACUUACAAGGCAUUGAUUCAUGGUUUCUGCAGAGUUUUGGAGAUGGACAGUGCUAAAGAGCACUUAUUUCAGAUGCUUGAUGCAGGAUUUUCUCCUAGUUAUUGCACAUAUUCUUGGCUUGUAGAUGGUUACUGCAACCAAGAUAAUGAAGAAGCAGUUAUUACACUCCUCGAUGAGUUUGUGAGUAGAGGUCUCUGCCUUGGCCUCUCAGUGUAUAGGGCACUUAUAAGAAGGUUUUGCAAGAAAGGAAAGGUCGAUUAUGCUGAAAGAAUAUUUGGUCUUAUGCAAUGGAAGGGUCUAUCAGGAGAUAGUGUUAUAUACACUGCUCUUGCAUGUGCUUACUUCAAAGCAGGGACUUCAAUGGCUGCUUCAGAUGUGUUAGAUGAGAUGGCUAAGAGGAGAUUGAUGAUAACUGUUAAGAUAUACCAUUCUUUCAGAGAUUCUUAUGCUGGGGAUAACAGCUUGUUAGAUCCAUUUUGGGAUCAUGUGGUUGAGAGGGGUUUAAUGUCAAAAAAUAUUUCCAAGCAUCUGUAGUGUUUGCACUCAUGGCUGAACCCUGAAGUUCACACUGAACUUGCAGGCUUAUGUAAAUCACAAUGUACGAGCUAUGCUGCCCCAAUGUCAUCCUAGCUCCAAUUCAAGUCUGAAGGAGAACCAAGAGGCGAGAGAGAGAACCUGAGGCGGUGAAGCCUGAAGCCUGAAGGUGAACCUAAAUCUUUUUCUUCUUCUUCUUCUUCUUCUUCUUCUUCUUCUUCUUCUUCUUCUUUGUUUUUGACAUAUUUUCUUCCUUUUUCAAAGGCAAACGAUGAUAGGAACUUUUGUUAAAUUUUACUGAAUCCCUAGUUUCUCGUGUUAUAAGUUUCUUCAAACCUGUUUUACUGGCAGUGGAAUCCAACUUCUUGUUUAGAAAGCACAUAAUAGCUGUAAUUUUGUGGAAUAAAAAAGUUGUGGGAAUGUUGAGAGUGGUGCCGGUGCAGCUGGAGUGCAUGGUACCAGUAGCUGUAAUUUCAAUGGUGUUGUGAGGUGUAAUCGGAAAUGAACAUGGGAUACAACAGUUGAGUCAUGGACCUUGGGGCAACCAUUGCUUCAUUACCAUGUUUAACAACCACCUAACCUAAUAUCAUAUGCUUUAAGGUUUUUAGCUAAAAAAAUAUUUCUGAGAACAGCCUUUUUGUGUUGUAAUGUGUUUUUUUUCUUGAUUAAAAAUUGGAUGUAAAAUGACUGAUGUUCUUUGUCACAUAUUCCCUUUAAUACAUCAGUUUAAGAAUGGAACUUUCUUUAUCUA
Molecule: messenger RNA, 3368 nt
Organism: Malania oleifera
Lineage: Eukaryota; Viridiplantae; Streptophyta; Magnoliopsida; Santalales; Ximeniaceae
Product: pentatricopeptide repeat-containing protein At5g38730-like
Exons: 3
Coding region: 860-2617 (585 amino acids)
Molecular function (GO): protein binding
Source: RefSeq, a predicted model, not a curated record